Messenger RNA from Trematosphaeria pertusa, 3612 nucleotides. Its product is annotated as glycosyltransferase family 22 protein. Lineage: Eukaryota; Fungi; Ascomycota; Dothideomycetes; Pleosporales; Trematosphaeriaceae. Gene Ontology annotation, molecular function: alpha-1,2-mannosyltransferase activity. The transcript has 8 exons. Bases 187 to 3501 code for a protein of 1104 amino acids. The record is from RefSeq and is a predicted model, not a curated record. Gene Ontology annotation, biological process: protein N-linked glycosylation. Gene Ontology annotation, cellular component: endoplasmic reticulum membrane.
GACGUAGCUAGCGGCAUGGAUGCUCCCCGCGGUCCCUUCCCUCUGAGAUGAAGCUGCAUCUCUCCUUCUUUCCCUCGAAGAUGUUCAGCAUAGACCUCUAGACUUCAAAGUCGUCGCGGAUUUCUCCACCUGUUCAUUUCAUGGCUGGAUAGUAAACUCCACGUUUAUCCAUUCCUCUCGCACAAAAUGCCACCCAAAUCGCGUGCUGUAGCUCAGCCAUCAUCACAGAGAGUUGUCAGGAAGCCGGUUGCUCAAGAGCCAAAGCCUCCUCAACUCGAGCCGAUCGUUGCGUUCUAUGUAUUCUUCGCUGCCAAUAUCCUCGCUGCAUUGUUCUCUCCUAUACAAGACUGCGAUGAAGUGUUCAAUUACUGGGAGCCCACACAUUACCUGAAUCGUGGAUACGGCCUGCAGACCUGGGAGUAUUCCCCAGAGUAUGCGAUUCGGAGUUGGACAUACACUGGAGUACACGCAGCAAUCAUCUGGCUGGGGCAUCUCCUCCUCAGGAACAAUAUGGCUGGAUUCUACUUCCUCCGCCUAGUCCUAGCCCUCGUCUGCUCCCUAUGCGAGACACGACUGUACUCCACAAUAUCCAGGACCAUGAAUCCGCGAGUGGCUAUAUUCUUCCUCAUGGUCAUGAUCUUUAGUCCGGGUAUGUAUCACGCGUCGGCGGCAUAUCUGCCUUCCAGCUUUACCAUGUACACGACUAUGCUUGGCUUCUCUGCAUUCAUGGAUUGGCGAGGCGGCAUCAGAACGGCCCAGGGCAUCUUCUGGUUCGCCCUUGGGGCUUUGCUUGGAUGGCCCUUCGCCGGCGCUCUUGUGGUUCCUUUCGUACUAGAAGAAGUUCUGCUGGCGACCGUCACCGGCGAACUCUAUGAGGGCUUUUGGAGAUUACUCACUGGGGCUGUGAGGUCGUUGGUUCUCUUGGUAGUCCAGAUGGGUAUCGAUACGUUCUUCUACAAGAAGCUCGUUUGCGUCCCGCUCAAUAUCGUCCUCUACAAUGUCUUCAGCGGCGGCAGCAAAGGUCCUAACAUCUACGGAGUGGAGCCGUGGCACUUCUACAUCCGUAAUCUGGCCUUGAACUUCAACGUCUGGUUCUUCCUGGCUAUGGCCGCUCUUCCAUUACUCCUGUUUCAGCAUGUUAUUCGUCAAAAGUCGAUCUCUAAACAGACACUCCUCCGCGGCGUUGUCUUCGUCAGUCCGUUCUACUUGUGGCUCGGGAUUUUCACGCUUCAGUCUCACAAGGAGGAAAGGUUUAUGUACCCAGCAUAUCCUGCUUUGGCUUUAAACGCGGCGAUGUCAUUGCACGUGUUGCUGGCAAACUUCGGUUCCGCGGACCCGCGGGAUCUUGUCAGCAAGAUACCUCCAAAAUUGAAGCUCGCGGUAGUCAGCCUCUUCGUCCUCGGGUCCUUCGACCUGGGUGCGCUCCGGACGAUCGGGGUCAUGACAGCCUACUCUGCACCUCUCAGUGUAUAUAAGCCACUGAAUAAGGAGGGCGCUACGAAGCCUGGUGACCAUGUCUGCCUGGGCAAGGAAUGGUACCGCUUCCCGUCUUCCUACUUCCUUCCGGAUCAGGUACGAGCCAAGUUCAUCAAAAGCGAAUUCUCAGGCCUCCUUCCUGGUGAAUUCAGCGAGGCAAAUGUCGGGUUCGGAUUCUUCCCCGGCACAUGGCUGAUGCCAUCCGGAAUGAAUGAUGAGAACAAAGAGGAUCCGGGGAAAUAUAUCGACCUCGAGCAUUGCAAAUUCCUCGUAGACUCCCAUCUCCCAAGUGUGCCAUCCACCUCCCUCGAACCCAACUACAUCUCCGACACAGAGACCUGGGAAAAGAUGACCUGCAAGCCCUUCUUGGACGCAGGCCGCACUUCCACGCUUGGCCGUCUGCUCUGGGUUCCGGAUUGGCCCUUCAUUCCGCCGCGCUUCCGGCGCAAGUGGGGCGAAUACUGCCUUCUGCGUCGCAGAGACCAAAGCGGAAAAAGACGUCUGGGUUGGGAUGAAGAUGGCAAACACAGGCUAAACUUAUUUCGGCAAUCAUAUCCCGGGCUUGGGAUUGACGACAACGCUUGCUUGCGUUCGCGAACCCCACACAGAGCGGGAUUGCGAACGUUAUCGCCAUCGUCUGGCUGCAUAUCGGCAUCGGGACUCUUCCUGCGAUCCCCAAUCCGAAUUAUACACAUCAUGUCCGAUCUCAGGCGGCGAGCUGAGCAGCAGGCGGAAGACGCGAAGCAUUGGGUGCGACAUAGCUGCAACGCUGCACAUGCGAAACUCAAUACAACGCUGAAGAAUGCGGAUAUCGAUCCUAAGCACCUGCUAUAUGGCGUGCUUCUCGUUGCUACACUGGCCUGGGUCGCAUCGAUAGUUACACGCCGGCUGCGCUCCCGCAAAGUCCCCGUCUCGCGCCCUAGCACGCCCGAUCUAGAGAAGCGCUCCCCGUUCAAGGCUCCAACGCGGGAACCAGGAGUAUGGAUUCCCCAAGACUUCAAGCGCCCCGCUGCAGCCCCCUACCCGGACUGGUCCGUCACAGACACCAAGCCGCUGCCCUACCGCCCCUUCCGCUACGGCCCCAAGUACAACGUAACCAUGGGCCUGCGCACUAUGCACUGGGACGAGUGGAUCGAGCUCGACAACCACUACAUGAAGUUCCACGACCUGAAGGCUCAGCGCAUUAUUGAGCGCGGGAAGAAGUGCAGCUACACAGCGCCCGAGGCGUUCGACGGCGCGGUCGAGCUGGUCGAAGAGCUUUGUGACUAUCUUCCGCAACGGUAUCCGAGUCUGUAUCGGAAGACGGCGGUUGGUAUGGAUAACGUGGUUACGGGGGAGAGCUUUAACAUCGUAGAGAGGCCGCUCAAGGAAGACCCCAUGCAGAUGGCCGCGCGCUUCGUACAAGACGAUCUUGCCAUCAUGUUCGAGAAGGCCGACGGACAGUACUAUCUCCUGGCUGGCUCCAUCCUCCUCGCGGGCUUCUGGCGUCUAGAAGACAAAUUCGGGAUGCCGCUGUCCGAGAUCCACACCAGCGGCGACGUGCCGCAGUUCAAGGAGAAGCUGGAGAAGGGUAUGAUGAAUUUCUUCCGGCGCGUGCAGCCGGGAAAUCCGGUGUUGCGGAAUAAUUACUUCAUCCAGGUGGAUGACAAUUUGGCGUGGAGUAAUAGUAUUGGGAGCGAGGAUAGCGAGGGGAUUGGCUGGUUUACGGCGGAGAAGAACAAGGCGAUUGAGAAUCAUUGGUUUAGGAGUGAGAGGCAGAGUUUGCGUCGGCUGCCGCGCUCUGGUGGUGUCGUCUUUACCAUCCGGACAUACUUCCAUCCUAUUACGGACAUCUGCGCAGAGCCGUAUGUACCUGGGCGACUGGCGAGUGCAGUGCGGAGCUGGGGCGAUGAUGUGAGCAAGUACAAGGGAAAGGAGCGGUAUCAGGAGGUGCUUCUCGAGUAUCUGGAUAAGAAGCACGAGGAGCAGGUCGCGAAUGGUUUGGAUCUGUCGAAAGAGGAUGAGUAUCGCGCAUACCCUUACUAGACAUUUAGCAUAUUUUGGAGGUUCGAUGAAUCUUGGUCCAGCAUCUGGAUAGCUCAGCCCUUAUAAUAGUCAGGGGGCAUAUAGUACCGCAAUAGAGUUUCUAGUCCAGGU